Aptenodytes forsteri (emperor penguin) is the source of this 1314-nucleotide messenger RNA. It is a transcript of the gene GEMIN2, whose product is annotated as gem nuclear organelle associated protein 2. The coding region runs from base 1 to 906 and encodes 301 amino acids. The transcript is spliced from 11 exons. NCBI's taxonomy places the organism in Eukaryota, Metazoa, Chordata, Aves, Sphenisciformes, Spheniscidae. The record is from RefSeq and is a predicted model, not a curated record. Gene Ontology annotation, cellular component: nucleus; SMN complex. Gene Ontology annotation, biological process: spliceosomal snRNP assembly.
AUGGAAAGUUCCAGAAAAAGGCAGCUAAAACCUCCAGAGCGGGCCGCUGCCGAGGGCUUGGCGUCGCCCGGUGGCGCAGCCCCAAGCACACAGCGCGUUCACGGUAUCACUUUCACGUCAGAGCGCAACGCCAGCGCACCCUUAUCGGGGCGCAAGGACCGGGAGGAGGCGGGAGGCCCCGAGGUGUUUGUCAUGGCAUCGCUCCCAGGACGCGCUCCUCGUGGCACUAAUCCCGAGAUUGAAGCAGCUCGAUGCCCAGAUGUGGUUGUGGCGCAAAUAGACCCCAAAAAAUUGAGAAAGAAGCAGACAGUAAACAUUUCAAUUUCUAGAUGUCAGCCUGCUCCUGAAGGAUACUCUCCAACGCUAAAGUGGCAGCAGCAGCAAGUGGCCAAUUUCUCAGCCGUUCGUCAGAGCCUGAACAAGCACAGAAGUCACUGGCGGUCACAACAUUUGGACAGCAAUGUUACUAUGCCAAAAUCAGAGGAUGAAGAAGGCUGGAAGAAGUUCUGCCUGGGUGAAAGAGUAUACUCAGAAGUAGAUGCACUAUCUGAUAAUGAAAGUCUAGGAAUUGAUUACAUAAAGGUGGGCUUUCCCCCUUUGCUAAGUAUCGUAAGCAGAAUGAAUCAGGCAACAGUAACCAGUGUCUUAGAAUACCUGAUAAGCUGGUUUGGAGAGAAAAAAUUUACUCCAGAACUGGGUAGAUGGCUUUAUGCACUGUUGGCAUGCCUUGAAAAACCUUUGCUACCUGAGGCUCACUCCCUUAUUCGACAGCUGGCAAGACGAUGCUCAGAAGUCAGAGUACUAGAGGAGAACAAGAACGAAGAACAAAUAUCAGCUCUGAACUUGAUAAUCUGCUUAGUUAGCAGGUACUUCGAUCAGCGUGACUUAGCUGAUGAGCCUUCCUAGACUGUUUUGAGGAUAUCAAGUAUCUUGUGUUGCCAUAGUACAAACAGCAUUAUCAGAGUUAACAGCAAGACACUGCACUUUUCAGACCUGAAGUACUAUACAACCCCUUCAGAACACCCUCAUGAUAAUGCAUUUGGGACAGCUAUGAAUAACUUAAGCUGAGCUUUAGCAAGAGAUUGUCAAUGUCUCCAGUAUCAUCAUCACCAUCAUCGUAAAGUGGUCAAUGAAGUGUCUAGCAUCAUCUCUUAAGAUACUGUCUCUGUAAACUACAUUCUUGGUUAGAAAUUUCUACCAUCUGAGUAAUCCUGUGGACACUGCUAUUAGCUGAAGUCUGAGGUUACAUUACAAGUGAUUGUUCUUUAUCUAACACACACCUAUUGAGGGCUUUUUUAGUAAAACUGAAGCAUU